GCAUCACUCCGCGCUUUCAACGACCGGCUGGUCUGGACAUGCCGCAACUGCCCGACCCACGUGUCUCCCACACCAUUGAAAUCGAGUUCAGUGAAUGCGGCGGAGAUAACCCCGAGGCCUAUCGGGUUGUGCAUGAGCAACGUGGAUCCCGCCGGUUCUUGCGCCUUCCCGAUCUGGGUGCGUGCAAGGGGGUCGCCGCGGCGUUCGAGGCAGCUUCGCCCAAGAAACGCAUAUAUAUCCAGGCCCGCUUCGAUCCGGUCUGGAUGUCUUGGACACCUCUGCUCAUCUGAGACCUCCAAAAUGGAUUCCUUCGUUCACCUCACCACCGUCACCUGCCAGGACACUGCACAAUCCAAGAUUCGUAACAUCUACCAGGUCUACAUCAACGCUGCCGAUCUCAGCGGACCUACACCCAAGAGUGAUCUCAAGGCCCAAUGGCACCAGUUCUUCAAGGUCAUGACCACUUGCGUCUCCCCAGUGGAAAUCGUUGCACAGGUCACCGAGCGCACCCUCGCAGCAGCUACCCGCAUCGGCAUCGACACUAUCGACGAUCAGGUUGCCGUCGCUCGAGUCCGUCUUGAGCCUGCCUUCUUUGACCAAUACUUCAAGCACCUUCGUACCGAGCCCCUAGACGACAAGGAGAACACUCUCGGGUUGAUCAAGGCCAUGUUUUCGAUCAAGGGAUGGGGAGCCGCCACCAAACGCUCGGCUCAAGGUUUCCGAACGAUCAAGGCACUCGAGGACAAGGGUCACAUCCCCUCCAUGAUCGCCAUGAUCGAGCAUUACAUCGCGGCCGAGAAAUACAUCAAUGUAUUCGAGCUCAGCACCAAACUCGCAGCCAAGGGUAACAUCCAGGGCCAUCACUUCCUGGGCUGGACUCAUUUCCAUGGCAAGGGAACUCCCCAAAACUACACACUCGCAGUCAAGCAUUUCAACAUUGCCGUCGGGUCCAACCACCGCUGCUCCCAGAAGAUCCUCGGCGACUGCCAUUUUUACGGCCUCGGUGUCGCCCAGAGCUACCAAGUCGCCUUUGCCUUCUACCUCUGUGCCGGCCUCGCUGGAGAUCCAGAAGCAGCCUUCCAGCUGGGUGAACUCUACAAGAACGGCCUUGGAAUCGAUACCGACGUCAAGAGUGCUCUCCUGUGGUACGACCUGGCCAGCAACGGUGGAAACAUCGAUGCCUGUCGGACCCUGGGUGAGAUCUACCUCACCGGCACCAUCGCCCCUGCCGACGCCACCAAGGCUGUCAAGCUCUUGCAGACCGCUGCCGAUGCGAAAGAUCCAAAGGCGUGCUACUUGAUGGGUGAAAUCUACCAUUACGGCCGCCACGGAGUCGAAAGGGAUUACACCAAGGCGACACCCCUCUUCCACAUUGCAGCCCUCUCUGGACAAAACUCGGAUGCCGAGUACAUUGUCGGCUACUUGCACGAAAACGGCAUAGGCUCGACCAAGGACCUUCGUAAGGCGGUUUAUUGGUACAAAAAGUCUGCCAACAACGACAACCCAAACGGCCGGUUCGGGCUCGCUCGGAUGAUGCUCAAGGGAGCUGGUGGCAUCAAGAAGAAUGUCCAGGGUGCGAUCGAUACCCUCGUUGCGUCGGCAGCACAAGGUCACCCUGGUGCUUCCUACGUUCUUGGCACUCUCUGGGAAACCAAGGCCAUUACCGAGCCAGGCAAGGAUAAUUACCAAGAAGCUAUACACCUCUUCACCGUCGCAGCCAACGGUGGCUAUCACGAAGCUCAAGCCCGCCUUGGCAACAUAUACUUCCAGGGAGACCGAGUCUCCGUGGACUUUGCCAAGGCAUUCAAGCUUCUUUUGGCCGCAAGCGAUUCGGACGAAGACAAUGUCAUCAAACAGACUCACAAUCUCGGCGAGUGUUAUCUGCAUGGCUUCGGGGUCCGUCGCGAUGUCCCCAUGGCCAUCGUUGCUUUUGAGCGCGCAGCCAACGCUGGAAACACCGAGUCCCAGUAUCAGCUCGGCGUCAUCCAUACCCGUCCUGGGUCGUAUGGAUGGUAUACCGACUACAAUAUCGCAGCCAAAUGGCUCACUAUGGCGAGCACCAAGAACCACGCCGAAGCCCAGUUUGAACUCGCCGAACUCCAUUUCUACGGCCGAGGCAUGACGGAGCCCGAUACGAAAACCGCCAUUGUACUCUAUCAAAAGGCCGUCGAUAACAACUGCGAGAAGGCUCAGUUUAUUCUUGGCUUUCGUUAUUCUUUUGGCGCUAAUGACAUUCCAAAAGACCCAUCUACGGGCUUGGAGUACCUCAAGCAGGCACACGCCAGAGGUCAUUCAAAUGCCACUGCCGCCAUUGGAAUGCAUCAUUAUUAUGGUACUGCUGGCUGCACAAAGGACUGUGAGAGAGCACUUACCCUCUUCAACGACAGCGCUGCCCGCGGCUCCGCUCUCGGUCACUUUUGGGUCGGUAUGUUCUUCUACGGUGGUGUUGUUGUGGAUCAAAACUUUGAUAUCGCUUACAGCCACUUUACCAAAGCUGCUUGCAUGAGAUUUGCACCAGCGUUCAGAGCUAUUGCACGUUAUCAUGAACUUGGGUUGGGUGGAUUCCCAGUAUGCUUGUUGAGUGCUCGAGACCGCUACCGCACGGCCGCCCGUCUAGGUGACACCGGUGGUGCUGAAAAAUUCAAGGCCUUGUCUGCUCAGCUUCAUGUUUGCGAUUCCUUCGACCCUAUCGAUGAGAUUGACCCAUUCACUGAAUAAAGGUUUGAGUCCUUACACCGACAGGACCUGUACAUGAUAAGUAAUCGUGGCACCGGAAGGCGAGUUGGCCAGUGUCUGGAAUCCCAGAGUGGGCUGGCCGUUCGCAGGCCAUGUAAUCUCUAGCGACUCACCAUUCGAUCCCUUUGCACUGCUGAGUCGUUGCACGGUGCCAGAGAUACCAGAGCGAGCACUCAUGAUGAAGGUGGCAGCCGCUCCGCUGGACACAUUGUCACGGACAAGGAUCAUGUAGCUGCCGUGAGUGGUGGU
Polychytrium aggregatum is the source of this 2985-nucleotide messenger RNA. RefSeq lists its product as uncharacterized. The record is from RefSeq and is a predicted model, not a curated record. The transcript has a single exon. Bases 133 to 2718 code for a protein of 861 amino acids. Gene Ontology annotation, molecular function: protein binding. NCBI's taxonomy places the organism in Eukaryota, Fungi, Chytridiomycota, Chytridiomycetes, Polychytriales.